Molecule: messenger RNA, 2142 nt
Organism: Prinia subflava (tawny-flanked prinia)
Lineage: Eukaryota; Metazoa; Chordata; Aves; Passeriformes; Cisticolidae
Product: nascent polypeptide-associated complex subunit alpha, muscle-specific form-like
Exons: 7
Coding region: 974-2020 (348 amino acids)
Source: RefSeq, a predicted model, not a curated record
UCAUGUCUUAUCUAAACUUCCUUUCGACUAAGGAAGUACUAAAUCUCCAGUAUUAGUAUGCAAAAUCAUUUCCUAGUAUGACCUAUGUGAAUUGAGGUUGAACAUAAGAUACACAGAGUACAACUUGGGAAAAACUCAGUGAAAAAAAAAUCACAGCCAGGAAUUUUCUAUUAAAAAUAUCACAAUACAGCUACUUAUUAAUUCACUCUUCAUGAAGAUAAUAACUACCAUAGGGGAAAAAACCCUCAUUAGCCCAUUAUUGCAUGUUGAACGCAGCAAGCUUGAACCACCAUUGCAAAAAACUUCUUGGGAGCUCAGACUAUUUAACACCUGAGUGUUGCUGUGAACAGAACUGGUCAAAUUUGACAACAAAAGCCACAGCAGCAAAUCACUGUUUGGUGAGGCCCCUGGCAGCUCCAGGGGUUUGAAGAUUCCCUGUUUCUUAUGUAUUAUUUAGGUUAUUGCCUUUGAGGGGACAGAUUUGUUUUCUCAAGAAUUCUGUGAUAGAUUCAAUUUGCCCCACUGCUGCUGCUGAGCAUCGUUCCUGUGUAUAUUUUGAAUGGGAGCAAUUUCUCCCUGCCAGUUAAGCACUUCAGUCACAAAGCUGCCCGUGCAGUGCAAAGAGAUAGAGAGGAGCACCAACAAGGUGGGACAGGCACAUCACUAAACAAGGAUUAUCCCGACCUUGACCAUCAGGUUGAGUUUUUACUCCUGAAAUAAAUCACUGAACUGUUAAGGUUGGAAGGGACCUCUGGAAAUCAUCCAGUCCAAGCCCCUGCCAAGGCAGGGUCACCCAGAGCAGGUGACACGGGAACACGUCCAGGUGGGUUUGGAACAUCUCCAGAGCAGGCUGGAGAUGUCUCCACACCCUCCCCGGGCAGCCUCUUCCAGCGUUCCGCCACCCUCACGGAAAGUCCUAACGUAAAGUCACACAAAUACAAUUCCAUGGGGUAACAUCUUCACCUAGAACUGAAUGAGCCGUGCUCCAAUGAAGUCACCAGCGGCAGCUGCGGCGUGCCAGGGCCGGGCCCUGCUCUGUGCCACCCCCAGCCUGCGAGGGAUCCCGCCUGCGCUGGGCCCCGAGCGGCCCGGGGGCUGCGCUGCCCGUGCCGAGGGCGAGAGCCGCUCCUGCAGCGCCCGGAGGCGGGCCAGGGCUCCGGAGAGCCGCCGCGGGACGUGUCCCGCCUGGGCACCCCCGUUCCGCCUGGGCACCCCCGGCACCCCGGGCUGCCGCCGCUCAGCCAGCCCCGAGCACGCCGCGACCCGCCCCGGCCGCGCUGUGCCCGUGUCACAGGCUGCGAGCGGGGCCGCCGGGGCACCGGGACCGCCCGGGCACCGCUCCCGGCCCGCUCCCCGGAGCAGCCGCCCGGGAGGGCGCAGCCCCACGCCAGAUUGGGAUGCUGGGAAUGGUUUUUCCACACCUUUGCUGGAAGAUAGUUUGGAUCCAGUGGAACCUCCCACAGGUGUGGCUGCAGGGUGGAAUUCUCCACCUUCCUUGCUGGUUCCUGCACACAAGCCCAGCUCCCAUCGCAGGGGUCCUCCAAAAGGAAAAAGUCAAGCUAAAGGAGAACAUAGACCUCUGAAGCCUUCUGAACUUCUGGAUCAGAUGCUGAGUGAUCUGGAGAGACGCCGUGCCAAGCCUGUUGCUGAAGGGGAUCUGGCUUCCCAACCCACGUCCAGGACUGAGCCUAUGGGAACCAGGAGUGAUCCUCUGGAAGAUGAUGAGGGUGCAGCCGGCACCACUGCACGAGUGCCUGACCCCCAGAAGGGCGUUGGAAGUGGUUUCUGUCAGGGAAUACGCUGUUUGCUUGAGUUAAUGGCUAUCGUGGCUGGUGGGGAGCUAGUCUUCAUGUUGUGCUGCAUUGGAAUCUGGUAUUGCUGGAAGAGGAAACGGCACCUCCUUGAAGAAAAGCUGAAAGCUGGUGGCUGGUCCCGAGAUCUGUAUAACCAGAAGAGUAACAGCAGCAGCUCUGAGUCUGACCAGUUUAUAUUUGCACCUCCAAGCUCUGUGACACUUUGAGGCCACAGGUUCAGCCCUCCAUCCACAGCUGAAGGAGAAACUCCCAGGAAAGGAUUUGGAAUUGCUCAACACAACCUCAACUGAGAGCUUCCAAGAUCAGCCCUGCUGUUGCAAUAAAGAGA